UAUAAAAUACGGAAUGACAGAUGUCAUUGUUCUGACUUCUGAGUUUUGAGCCAAAUACAUUUUUAGGUUAUAUGUAAUUCCUAAGUUUUAAUUCUUUACUUUUACUGGUAUAAUAAUUUGGGUUAAAAACAUCGUUAAGCUUGUCUAUUAGUAAAUAUCCAAUAUUUCGACUCAAAGGAAAAUGGACUAUUUAAAUAUUUCAUUCAUUACCGGCAUAGGUUGUGGCUUGUGCAUAGGUGUAUCGUUAUUUGUAUUAAAAAAAGGUUUAGGAUUUUAUUCUAGCGCUGAAAAUGCUGUUAAAAAGUUUACCUCGAAGGAAGAAUACAAAAUGGUACUUGUGGUGCGGACGGAUUUGAAUAUGGGAAAAGGGAAAAUAGCUGCACAGUGCGCUCAUGCUGCGGUGGGAGCGUUCGAAAAGGCCCAGCGAAAAGACCCCGAGGGGCUCAAGUAUUGGCAAAUGACUGGCCAGGCUAAGGUGGCUGUGAAGACGGACUCUUUGGAUGAAAUUAAACAAAUAGUAGAUAACGCAAAGAAGUUGGGUAUAAUAACAUCGCUAAUACGGGACGCGGGCAGGACUCAGAUAGCGCCAAACACCGUAACAGUGUUGGGUAUUGGACCCGCUCCGAAAGAUGUUAUUGAUAAAGUUACAGGACAUUUGAAACUCUUGUAAUGUGACAAUAAACGAAUUAAGGAAA
Manduca sexta (tobacco hornworm) is the source of this 695-nucleotide messenger RNA. Its product is annotated as peptidyl-tRNA hydrolase 2, mitochondrial. The transcript has 2 exons. NCBI's taxonomy places the organism in Eukaryota, Metazoa, Arthropoda, Insecta, Lepidoptera, Sphingidae. The record is from RefSeq and is a predicted model, not a curated record. Gene Ontology annotation, cellular component: cytosol; mitochondrion. Bases 182 to 670 code for a protein of 162 amino acids. Gene Ontology annotation, molecular function: peptidyl-tRNA hydrolase activity.